GCCAGUUGACUCCAGAACAAUGGCUCAACUCUCCCUCUCAACAAUUAGCGUAAGAGGGUCAGCUUUCAAAAAUAAGGAUGCUGACCCACCUGCUAGACUUUCACCUACACCACCAUCUCAGAAGGAGCUCCAGCGGGGUCAGUGAAACUGAGGUUUUGUUGUCUUCUUUCAGGUCAGUCAGCAUGUACGGUCUGCUGUGUGAGAGUCUGCAUGACUUCAUUAAGGAGUCGUACGGAGAUGAUGUGUGGAAGCUGGUGAGAGAGAGAGCUGAUGUUAGACUCCACUCCUUCGUCACUCACCAGGUCUACAGUGAGAGUGUAAUCCCACGGAUAGCGAAAGCAGCCAGUGGGGUUACAGGCACCCCCUAUAAUGAGCUGAUGAACUCCUGGGGGGUUUACUUCCUGGGCUUUGUGGGAAAGUAUGGCUAUGACCGGAUCCUCAAGGUGCUGGGGCGUCACGUGCGUGAUUUUGUGAAUGGUCUGGAUAACCUGCAUGAGUAUCUGCGCUUCAGUUACCCUAAAGUUCAGCCCCCCACCUUCUUCUGCCAGGAGGAGUCCGCUACUGGAGUCACACUUCACUACAGGAGUAAGCGGAAGGGCUACCUACACUAUGCUAUGGGUCAGCUCAGACAGAUGGGGAAGCAGUUUUAUGAUACAGACAUCCACGUGGAAGUUCUCUCUGAGCAGCUGGUGGGAGAUUACUCCCACGUCACCAUGAGGUUGAACUUUGAUAAUUCUGCAUAUCGCUACAUCCAGAAGGAAGAUGAAGAGGAACAGGAGAUUCUGCCAAUCACCAGCGACUUUUUCUUCGAGGUCUUCCCUUUCAACAUUGUGUUCAGACAGGACAUGGUGGUGCACAACGUUGGCUCUGGUUUGGCCACAGUGUUCCCUGAUCUGGAUGGGAAGAAGAUUAACGAUGCGUUCCUGCUGGCUCGCCCCCUGGUGGAAUUCACCUGGAACAUGAUCAUCUCCCAUCCCAACAAUCUGUUUGAAAUCAUGUCUAAAGAGCCUGUAAAGAGGGAGAGGAACCUCCACAACAGAGUGCAGAACUCUGACUAUGAGAAUGCUAAUCGCUCUGCUGAUGUAGACGUGGAGCUCAUGGCCUUCCAGUCCAUUAUUGGAGAUGAUUACAAAGAUGGAAACAGUGCCAACGCCAUGGAGAGCUGGGGGGACGGGAGCCGCUGCCUCAAACUGAAAGGCCAGAUGAGAUACAUGCCUGAGUGGGAGUCCAUUAUCUUCCUGGGAACUCCUGUAAUGGAGAGUCUGAGUGCCAUGUUUAAGACUGGACUCUACAUUAAUGACCUCAGCAUGCACGACUCCAGCAGAGAUCUGGUGCUGGCAGGAACGCAGCAAUCUGAGGAGCUUAAGAGAGCUCUAAUACAGGAACAGAAGAAGUCCAGCAAGCUGGAGGAGAGCAUGAAGAUGCUGGACUAUGAGAUGAAGAAGACUGAUGACCUGUUGUACAGGAUGAUCCCCAAACCUGUCGCUAAGAGACUGCGCAAGGGAGAGCCAGCGGUCAACACGUGCGAGGUGUUCCCAGAUGUGACUAUUCUGUUCAGCGAUGUGGUGGGCUUUACUCGAAUCUGCAGCCACAUCACCCCCAUGCAGGUGGUGUCCAUGCUCAACACCAUGUACACACUCUUCGACACACUCAGUGAGAAGCACAGAGUCUUUAAGGUUGAGACUAUUGGAGAUGCCUACAUGGUUGUAGCUGGAGCUCCAGAGAAGACUAAGUACCACGCCCAUAAUAUCUGUGACAUGGCGUUGGACAUGGUGCGCUCCAUCGAUCACCUUAAAGACCCGUCUAAUGGCAACAACAUACAGAUCAGAGUGGGCAUUCACUCUGGAAUGGUCGUGGCUGGGGUCGUAGGUCACAAAAUGCCUCGUUAUGGUCUGCACGGAGAUACGGUCCACACGGCAUCUGCCAUGGAGAGCAAUGGAAAGGAGAUGCACAUUCAGCUCAGUAGCGCCACCUAUGAACAUCUGAAGGGCAGCCACUUCAUUUUCGAGAGACGUGGAACCAUAACCAUAAAGGGUAACGUGGAGAUUGAGACGUACUGGCUGAAGGGAAAGAGGGAUAAAGAUGGAAACGCUCAGGCAGCCUGCCCUCAGUUUGAGGCUCAAACCAUCAGCAAAGCUGCAGCAUCUCCCCCAGAGCCCCCCAUCGACGAGGAAGGACUGGUGUUCCCCUCCGUAGUAGGUGAGGAUGAGGAUGAUGUGAAGUCUAUCCGCUCUCACCGCAUCAAGAUGGAAACUUCUGGCAACUCUCUAGAGGAGUCCAUGGAGGAGGGCAGAGUGGAGGAGAUGUCAGUUAAUAAGUCUCAUUAUAAAGAUGCCUCACAGGACCCUGGUCUACAGGACUCUCAUAUUGAGCUGGAUUCUCCAGAGUUUGAUGGCCGGGAUUCUAUUAUGGAGUCUCCAGAAGGAUCCUGUGACUCUCGCUGCUCAGAGAAAAGCACCAUGUGCUCCAUAUCCUGAAGCAGACUCCUAUAGAGACGUUCAUCUCAUACUGACACUGGCUUUAGCCUGGAUGUUCCGCAGUCUUCACACAGAUUAUUGUGUUUAUAGAGUAAAUGCACUUAGAACUGGAUUACACACAUUUGCAGUUGGCUCCUCUCAUCUACCAUUUAGUGUAAUCAUUAGAAGCUCCUUUAAUUUUAAGAGUAUACUGAAUUAUCCAUUCUGUAGAUAGCCACAAUAUUAAAAAAGAAUUUUUACGUGUAAUGUAUUGAAAGGGAUGUUAUAUUGUUAUUAAUGUCAGUUUUUCAUUUUGUUACAUUUAUUAUUUUUGUGAUAUAGAGUUUAAGAGUUAAAUUGUGUGUGACUUAAAUAGUUAAAUUAUCUAAAAUUGUAAAAUUAGCAUUAUAUACUAUAUCAAUUGCAAAACAGCUGUUUCAUUAAAAACUCUUGCAUCUUUAAAACAGCUGCUUUUCAGGAUAAUAGAAAAAAAGUUAAUAUAAGAUUUUAUUCCAGGUCAUUUUAGAACAUUUAUACUGGAAUUUUGAAUAAAUGUUAAGAACACACAGAUUUAUAUAAAAGUGAAAUGCAGCACAAAUGGAGAUACAUUUUGUGUCACAGUGAUAAUAUGUGAAGUUUCUAAAGUUUCUAAAGUGAGCUCUGAAACCUUAGUUAAUUAACGAUUUGUAGUGUGAUUAUCCACAAUGAGGGUCAAUUACUCAUUUAUUUCUGCACCAGCCACCUUUUAGAAUAACGUUUUAGAAUUGUUUAGAAGAUAUGAGAAAAUUAAGUUUCCUUAAUAUACUAUAAAAAACACAUUUUGGCCUUAUUUUGGUUUUAUAUCUUACUCUGUAUUCUUUCUUUUAUAUUAAGUUACUUGUUACACAUUUUGCAUGCUAAACUUGAUUUGCUAAUCUGAUUUUUUUUUUCAAUUAUCUAAAUUAUAAAACAAACUAUGGUCUUAGAGAAUGGUUUACCUUUAUUAAAUGCAUUAAACUCCAUAUAGAAUAUCAACUGAUUUAAACAGAUUAAAAAUGUCAUUAUUUGGUUGUAAUGUACUUGAGAGUUUGGGCUGCAUUUUGAAAUAAAGCAAUGACCUUCAAAAGAAUCUUA
Molecule: messenger RNA, 3569 nt
Organism: Astyanax mexicanus (Mexican tetra)
Lineage: Eukaryota; Metazoa; Chordata; Actinopteri; Characiformes; Acestrorhamphidae
Product: soluble guanylate cyclase 88E
Exons: 19
Coding region: 78-2477 (799 amino acids)
Biological process (GO): response to oxygen levels; cGMP biosynthetic process; nitric oxide-cGMP-mediated signaling
Cellular component (GO): guanylate cyclase complex, soluble
Molecular function (GO): heme binding; oxygen sensor activity; guanylate cyclase activity
Source: RefSeq, a predicted model, not a curated record